UCUCCUUAUGCCUUAGUCGUUCACAUUUGAGACUUCAUGCUACUAGGUGCAAUACAUGGAUGGCCCUCUUCUUCAUUUUGACCAUUUUUUUGAGCUUUGCUUGUGACCAUGGGGAGCUGCAACUUCCACACCACAAGGACUGUCAAAGUGGAGAAAACUGCAGAAGAAAACAGAAUCUGACAAACUGCCCAGCAGGCUUUUUCUGCCCCGAAGGAAGCAGCACGCCAGUUCCGUGUCCCCGAGGCACUUUCCGUCCCGAAGGAGCAGCACUGACACCACACAGCUGCUUGGCUUGCCCAGUGGAUUUCUUUAACCCCAUGCCUGGCCAAAAAGCAUGCCUCCCAUGCGGCUCGGAGGCAGCACAGCCCACAGAAGGGCAGGAAACAUGCAUCUGUCUUGGGAAAGGCCAGGUGUUUCAGGUUCGUGACGCCCACUGCACAUGCCCUCUGGGUUAUCAGAGCUCUGUGGGUGGCAGAAGUCAUUGUGUCAGAAGAACAUAUGAUGUCUGUCGAGAUUCAGCCUCCCGAAAUCAGGAGGGACGGUGCCUGACCAAGAAGGAAUGGACUCACUAUUGCUCAGAAAAGGUUUGUACUAUUCCCAGGGAUUAUCAAGGCUAUGAUAAGGUUCUUGGCCUCUGCAUCUGUCAAACUGACCGUCUGGAUAACAUCUGUGAUUCUCAGUGUAGGAGGCAACAAAGAGAAACCCUGCAGAUCACCUGUGCAGAGGAAAAUCCUCAGCUUUUUAUCACUUACAGAAAUGGGAGCAAGGCUGCUGUUCUCUUAGAAGAAUUAAGAACGGUUCUCCUAGGAUCAAAUUUCCCUUUAGAAAAUGUCUGCACUUCAGAACAAAGCAAAUGCUCUCAUCCAGCAUACAUCGUGAAAGCAAGUGGGAGAGGAUUUUUAGGAGUGUAUAAUCCUGACCCACAGCUGUUUCAUAACUUCAUCAUGCUGAACAAGGCUUCGUCACUUCACAAAAACAGGUCUUCCUCCCCAGCAGCUCCAGUUAAUUCUGACCAUGAAGAACCCAGAUCUUCCCCGAUACAAAGCCUGAGACCUUCAACCUCCACAUCAAAAAUCGUAUUUAGUGGCAUCUUAAAUCCUACCACGUGCAUUAAUGCUAACGUUACCUUUGUGUUCAUUGUCUCCAAGGAGCAUUACCCAGUUUAUGAUGUGAACAACUUGUACAACACAAACACCGAAUUUGACUGGGCGGACUUUCGAAGACUUGCGGAGGAAAUAAGAGCUGCUUCCCAAACCUUCCUCUUCUUCCUUUUCCAGUUCCAGCACCCUGGUACCUAUGUGUUACAGCUGAGCAGCAAUCAGCACAAAAAAAUGUACAUUAGGGUCCUGCCACCUGGAGGACAGUGUUACGAAGAGGGGCCAUUCUUCCCCACAACUCCCAGAUAUGCUGUGCAGGUGGGCAUUGCCAGACAGCAAGACCUCCUGCUGAAACCUGACUGGACAGCCAUUAUUGGAGUAAUCACAGGACUUCUCACAUUGCUUAUUACCUGCGUGGUGCUGACACUUCUCUGUCAGGGACUUAGCUGGUCACAGAAGGGCACUGCCUGCCCUCCAUUUCGAAGGCAGCAGCUGAAGUACAAUCUGGACAGAUAUUCCUCCAGUAUACCAACAGUCUUUCCCAUCAAGAAGUAUCACCCCUGGCUGCAGAACAAGGGUAGCAUGGAUGCUGACUCUUGCAACACUGGUGGAACAGCCUGCUCCAUGAGAAAGGGUGGCGUUUGGGAACCUGAAGAACAGAUAGACCUUGAGUUGUUUAACACCAACAUUUUCUUUGAACUUUUGCUGAGGCAGUCACAGUCAGUCACAGCCAAACUGGGCCAUUUCAAAGAAGAGGUGAAAACGUUUUAUCGCAAGCUUACAAGUGAAAUAUCUGCACUGAAAAGCCUUUGGAUCAUGACAUUAAAUAUCCCAGGAGAGGUGGAGUCUUAUGAGAGCACAACGAUGGAGAAUUACUUAAAAGCAAAACAGCAGGCAGAAGAAGAGAUGCAGCACAGGAAGCAGUUGGCUGCAGAGUAUGAGGAAGGUGUGAAGAAGCAGAUGCAGUUACUGCAGCACGAUCUGAAGUGCCAGGAAGAGCAUUAUGUCACAUUCAAUUCUGCCCUGCGAGAGGCAGCGAGGUUGGCAGAGAUGCUGACAAAUAAGAUGGCCUGUAAAAGAAGCCCAACCACUUGGUCCCAGCCAGACUGUACAAGCCUGUUAGCCCAGAUAGAUGCUGCAAGCAACAGGAUGUCAAGCUUAAUAAUAACAGAGAGCCACCGCCUCAAAGCAUGGGGAGUGCUGGGUGAAGGAACAGGAGCUCACCUUCUUAACAAAGCUAAAGCCAGGAUCCUUACCAAACAGGAGCUUGUGGACCCAGAUGGCACUGCCCGAGCACCUGAUGUCGUCUCAGUGGAUCCUGUCACUGGGCUGUUAAUUCCCAGCCCGCACUGUGCCGUGCUGCUGGGCAGCCAGUGCUCUGGGCCAAUACCCAGCAACCAUUUCCUGCACCCAGGCACUGGGAAGGUGCUUCACAUAGCGGGCAACGUCGGUUAUGAUCCCAUCAGAUCUGGGCUGGUCUGUACUGUUGAUUCUGCUUCAGGUGAGCGUCAGAAGCCUGAAGUGCCCAUAUUUCCUUACAUUCCUUACCCGGUUUGUCCUGACACUGGCUUACCUGUGAAGACAAAACUUCCAGUCCUGUGUCCUGAAAACAUAUUUGGUCUUGGAGGACUCAUGGCAGAUCCAGUGACAGAAAUAGAAGUCCCAGUGCUUGGGGUUACGAUCCAUCCUCACACUGGGCAAAAGCUGGCUGUUGGUGGGACAUACCUCAACCCCAUCACCAGCACACUGACACCGCUGGAGAUCGGGGGUCCUAUGACAGAGCCAGAGGGAGGCAAGAUUGUUCCGAUCCUCGGGGUUGGUUUGGAUGGUACCACUGGAGAAGUUAUACCUCUAGGUGGGCUGACGGAUCCUUCUGGGAACCUAAUGCUUCUUGGAGAUUCCUUCAUUGAGCCUCUGAGUGGGAAACUUGCCCGAGUACAGGGAGCUCACCUGCAGCAGGACAAGGUGCUGCCCCACGGUGGCAGUUACCAAGCAGUGCUGGAAGCCGAGUGGCUGCUGUCCCAAAGUCGUGUGGUGGAUGCUCUAAAGAAGCUUAAGGCAUCAGUUUUGGAAGAUAGCUGUCUAGCAGCAGACAGAUUGGCAGUGCUAAAGGCUUCAGUAGAAGAUAUGAAGAAGUCUUUCACUGCUAGAUUUUAUCAUGCAAUGCACUGCUUGAAAAGCCUCAAGAAAAAACAAGAAAUAGCUUCAAAGGUCAAGAGUAAUGGUGGGAAUCUAGGUAUGAUCAAAUAUCCGGGCACGGAGAUGUGGAUCCCUGCAGUGUUUGGAAUGAAAAUCCCAGAUCCCGGUGGGUCCAGUUUGAUGGUGCCAAUCCUGGGCAUAGACUUUGACUGGAAUACCAGGCAGCCUUCCCCACUCGCAGGGACCAUGGAAGAUGGAAAUGGAAAAGGCCUCGUCCCUAUCGCUAUUGGUGCCAGAACCAUAAGUCCAGUGACAGGUGAAGUGGGGCCUGUUAUCGGUGCUCAGACCCACCCCCAGACACACAACGUCAUCCCUGUUGUUCAGUCCCUCAGAGCUUUGCCAAGAGCCAUGGAUACGGAGCUGGUAUUACUGCUCAGCUUUGAUAACUUCCAAAAACUCUUUGCUCAUGAUUUUCCACUGCUGUUAGGCAAUUUCAGCUCUUCCUAUGCCCCACAAAUAAUAUUUUCUCGCAGUACAAGAUGAACUGAAGUAUAUCCAUGUCAUUUUACUCGCCUCUU
Messenger RNA from Lagopus leucura (white-tailed ptarmigan), 3814 nucleotides. RefSeq lists its product as uncharacterized. Lineage: Eukaryota; Metazoa; Chordata; Aves; Galliformes; Phasianidae. The record is from RefSeq and is a predicted model, not a curated record. Bases 60 to 3779 code for a protein of 1239 amino acids. The transcript has 19 exons.